Acipenser ruthenus (sterlet) is the source of this 3529-nucleotide messenger RNA. Its product is annotated as proprotein convertase subtilisin/kexin type 5-like. The record is from RefSeq and is a predicted model, not a curated record. Gene Ontology annotation, molecular function: serine-type endopeptidase activity. Gene Ontology annotation, cellular component: Golgi membrane; trans-Golgi network. The coding region runs from base 377 to 3109 and encodes 910 amino acids. NCBI's taxonomy places the organism in Eukaryota, Metazoa, Chordata, Actinopteri, Acipenseriformes, Acipenseridae. The transcript has 21 exons. Gene Ontology annotation, biological process: peptide hormone processing.
UGGGAGCGUUUACUCUCUUGAGUGUGUCUAGUAAUUUGGAGGAGGCGCUGAGGCCAUUUCGUUCACUUAAUAGAGAAACCGGAGAUCAGGGUCCCAGAGUAACUGUAACCAGAGCUCAGCAAACAUUUACACACUCACCACUAAGAGGAAACAAGACGGAGAAAAACAAGUGGAAACGGAAAGAACUUAAAACACUAAAUUCUCCGAAGAUUUAUCGAGUUUAUAAAACAAAGUCAUUUUCGUGUAAUAGUUCAUCAGUGAUUAUGUGUUGAAUGUUGAAGAGCGGUCUAUGAGACAGCUGAUCUCUGGUGCAAAGACGCGUGUUUUGGAGGUGCCAGGGAUUUGAUCAAGAGAGCCCGAAUAGAGUCUGCAAAAGAUGGGUUGGAAAAGUCAUUUAAACAGUGGGGCUGUGUAUGUUCUGGUGCUUUGGCUUGGAUGUGUGUUGCCUCUGUGCAGGACUCGGAUGUACACGAACCACUGGGCUGUGAGAAUAACUGGAGCUUCUCAGGAUGCGGACAGGAUAGCUGAUAAAUACGGUUAUAGAAACAUGGGACAGAUUGGAGACUUGAAGGAUUACUACCAUUUUUUCCAUAGAAGAACAAUAAAAAGGUCAACGCUUUCUAGCAGGGGAACACAUAACUUCAUUUCAAUGGAACCAGAGGUGGAAUGGAUAGAGCAACAGGUGGUUAAAAGGAGGAUAAAAAGGGAUUAUAAAGCCAGCCCUCCUCAACCCAUGUAUUUCAAUGAUCCUAAGUGGACAAGCAUGUGGUAUAUACACUGCAGUGAUGACACCCACAACUGUCAGUCUGACAUGAAUAUUGUAGGAGCGUGGAAGAGAGGUUACACUGGUAAGAAUGUUGUGGUCACCAUUCUAGAUGACGGGAUUGAGCGGAACCACCCAGACCUAAUUGAGAAUUAUGACUCGCAGGCCAGCUUUGAUGUCAAUGGAAAUGAUUAUGAUCCAAUGCCUCGAUAUGACGCCAGCAAUGAAAACAAGCAUGGAACCCGUUGCGCUGGAGAAGUGGCAGCCUCUGCUAACAAUUCACACUGCACAGUAGGAAUUGCUUAUAAUGCCAAGAUUGGAGGUGUGCGUAUGCUGGAUGGUGAUGUCACCGACAUGGUGGAAGCAAAGUCCCUCAGCCUGCAGCCACAGCACAUUGACAUCUACAGCGCUAGCUGGGGGCCGGACGACGACGGGAAGACUGUUGACGGACCAGCAUCACUUGCCAGACAGGCUUUUGAGAAUGGUAUCAGACUGGGAAGAAAGGGCCGGGGCUCAAUUUUUGUCUGGGCUUCGGGAAACGGAGGGAGAAGCCGGGAUCACUGCUCCUGCGACGGCUACACCAACAGCAUCUACACCAUCUCUAUUAGCAGCACGGCAGAGAGCGGCAAAAAGCCUUGGUAUCUGGAAGAAUGCUCCUCCACUCUAACUACCACCUACAGCAGCGGAGAGUCUUAUGACAGGAAAAUCAUUACAACAGACCUGAGGCAGCGUUGCACAGACAGCCAUACAGGAACGUCUGCCUCGGCGCCCAUGGCAGCGGGAAUCAUAGCACUGGCACUGGAGGCCAAUCCAUUCUUGACAUGGAGGGAUGUACAGCACAUUAUUGUAAGGACCUCAAGUGCUGGCCAUCUGAGCGCACCAGAUUGGAAAACCAAUGCAGCUGGUUAUAAGGUGAGCCAUCUUUAUGGGUUUGGACUGAUGGACGCAGAGGCCAUGGUAAAGGAAGCUGAGAGGUGGAAAGCUGUGCCUACUCAGCACAUAUGUGUGGAGAGUGCAGACAGGCAAAUAAGAACUAUUCGUCCAGAGAAUGUUGUCAGAUCAGUAUACAAAGCUCCUGGCUGUGCUGAUAAUUCCAACCACCACGUCAUCUACUUGGAGCACGUUGUGGUGCGGAUCACCAUUACUCACCAUCGCCGUGGAGAUCUGUCUAUUUACCUGACCUCUCCCUCUGGAACAAAGUCCCAGCUCUUAGCAAACAGGUUAUUUGAUCAUUCAAUGGAAGGCUUUAAGAACUGGGAAUUUAUGACCACUCACUGCUGGGGAGAAAAGGCUGCUGGAGAUUGGAUCCUUGAAAUCUAUGAUACCCCUUCACAACUCAGAAGCCAUAAAACACCAGGGAAACUUAAGGAGUGGUCUCUGGUUCUUUAUGGGACCUCUGUUCACCCGUACUCUCCACGCUUUGCUCCUCCGAAAGUAGAGAAGCCCCGUUCACCAGUGGAGACCACCACACCGGACUACAGUGAAUACACUGGACCUUGUGACACAGAAUGUAGCGACGGUGGCUGUGACGGACCAGGCCCUCAUCAGUGCAUUGACUGUUUGCAUUACUUCCUGAAAUUUAAAAACCACACAAGGACCUGUGUUUCUGAAUGUCCAUCCGGGUUCUUCAGAGAUGAUAAGAGGCGUUGCAAGAAGUGCUAUUCCCUGUGCGACACGUGUGUGGGUAGCCGCAGUGACCAGUGCACUUCCUGUAAGCUUGGCUACCACCUGAAUGAAGAAACAUACAGCUGUGUCUCCAGCUGCCCCGAGAGCUUCUACCUCGACAAAGAAGUAAACAUGUGCAGGAAGUGUAAUGAACAUUGUAAAAAAUGCACUGGGUUUCAGACCUGUACAGAAUGCAGACCAGGCAUGAGUUUACAGGGAUCGAAAUGCUUGAUUACAUGUGAUGCUGGAACAUACUACAACGCCUAUAGAAAGGAAUGUGAGAUCUGUCAUAAAGCUUGUGCUGCAUGUGCAGGCACAGGUGCAGAGGCUUGUACAGACUGUGCAAAAGAUUACUACAUGGAAGACUGGAGGUGUGUGUUAAGUUGCAGUGCUGGAUACUAUUUGGAGCAAAGCUCAGAAAAUAGAGAGAAACCGAAUACUUGCAGAAAGUGUGAUGCAAGCUGCUUGACCUGCACUGGACCAGGGGAGAAAAACUGUACAAGCUGUAUCAGCGGAUACAACUUAGAAUCAGGAGUCUGUGUAGUCGGAACUAUUUGUAAAGAUGCAACGGAAGAAACAUGGGCGGAAGGAAGCUUCUGUGUGUUAGUGAAAAAGAACAAUCUUUGCCAGAGAAAAGUGCUCCAGCAGCUGUGCUGUAGAACAUGUUCACUAAAAGGGUGAAUGGACUUCCACAGGGUUUUUUUUGUUUGUUUUUUUUUUGCUUCUGUAUGCAUUUAUAUUGAUAAUUUAUAUGAGAAGCUGCCUCCCUCCUUAUUCUCUGGAGGUAGCGAACUCUUUGACAGAACAAUUACAACAAACCUACCUUUUCUUUACUGGGACGUGUUUUCAGGGUUUAGCAUCCGGAAUCCAUGUCUGUAUUUUGUGACCAAAGCAUCAAUGCCAAAUUAAUUUUAUUUUUUAAUAUAUGGUUUGAUCUUCACAGAUUAUUUGGGAGACCUACCUUUUAUCAAAGAUCAAUCUUGUUUUAUUUUGCAGUGUUCAUUUUCUUUUUGUUAUCAAGAGUAUGGCACAAGUUUACAAAACAGGCAGUGUAAUGCAUCCAGGUAUUAUGUUAAUAAAUCAAGAUUAUAAAUGUUUAAA